This is a messenger RNA of Adineta ricciae, 1047 nucleotides long. The record is from the annotation of a GenBank genome assembly. NCBI's taxonomy places the organism in Eukaryota, Metazoa, Rotifera, Eurotatoria, Adinetida, Adinetidae.
AUGACCGGACGACACAGACAAUCAUGGUAUCAGCUCUAUCUUUUAUCAUGUACGAGGGAAUUAAUUGACGGCACUGAUCAAUUAUUAGAUUUUAUUUAUAAUUAUGUAGAAAUUCCGAUCCAAAGUGUCUGUUCUUAUUGUAUAAAUUUCUCAUUGGUAUCUUCAAAUCGACCAUUGUGGUUCCAUUGUUUAAGCAAUUCGACUCAGAUACUUGCUCAAAGUUAUGUGAUAACAUUUGUGUUAUAUUUUCUCGGUUUCGUUCUCGCCAAUAUAUAUGCAUUUGCAAUACAAAAACAUUAUUUUCUCGAUCCAAUCCUUUCAAUUGAUCGACAAUGUUUGAAUAUUCAAUUUGUUCAUGUCAACAAUGACAAACCAAUUUUCACUGAUACGCCUUUAAAAGAAAAUUUUCUUCGAGAGAAUCUUAUUAUCGGUCAAGAAUCUCCUCGAAAUAGUGUCAACGAUCAUGAACAACUUCACGCAUUAUUCGAUUCACUCCAAGAUAGUUUCUUUGUCAUCUGUCAGCGAUCGCUUUACUUAUACGCACGUUUUCAAAGUUAUUCUCCGCUAUUACACAGUGCUCAUUCGUCUUAUCGAUUUUCUCUCUCAAAAUAUGCAUCAUCAUUCGCAAUUGAUCAACCUCCAUUUAUAGAUCUGUGUGUUCAUGCAACAAAUCAUUCUCAUUUAGAACAAAUCCAAUCUCGUCUUCGUUCUCGGGCAACGAAAUCUUAUUCAUCUGUAAAUAUAUUCUUGUUCGAUUUUAAUUAUACACAAGUAAGUAUCACACUCUAUGAAUUAAACAAAAACUCCACUCAUCUCGAACGUGUCUCAAUUCAUACCGGCUGGUUACGUGAUCUCUAUUCGCAAUUUGACUCAUUCAAAUAUAAUUAUGCCCUAUCGACCGUACUAUUCGAUGGUUUAUCGUUAGGACAAAGUUUUGUAGAUUAUUUUCGGUACUCUCGCAUUCCCGUUCCAGCUGAUCCACUAUUGGCUUUAACUGAAAUGGUGCAAGAAUCGGUUUUAACACUUCCAUUAUGUGCAUUUUCAUAA